This is a messenger RNA of Drosophila ananassae, 4537 nucleotides long. RefSeq lists its product as uncharacterized. Gene Ontology annotation, cellular component: mitochondrial crista junction; MICOS complex. The coding region runs from base 3952 to 4464 and encodes 170 amino acids. Gene Ontology annotation, biological process: cristae formation. The record is from RefSeq and is a predicted model, not a curated record. The transcript has a single exon. NCBI's taxonomy places the organism in Eukaryota, Metazoa, Arthropoda, Insecta, Diptera, Drosophilidae.
UUCGUAAAUAAUUCCAAAACAAUCAUUAAAUAAAUGAAUUUUUUUAAUUUAAAUUGAUAUUUUAAUAUCCAAAAACCAUUCUAUAAUAUAGAUAUUGUAUAGAUAUUUUGUAUAGUUUGUAUAACUUUUGUGCCACUGUGCCCCUCAUGGUGUGUCGCCUUCUACAUAGUUCCAUGUCCGUAUCCGUGUCAUUGGCAAUAGCACCAGUGGCAGUGGCAACAGCAACACCAUAAACAAGAACAACAUGUAGCCUCCAUGACAACAUCCCAUGGCAGGAGCAGAAAAAUGCGCAAAAAAUUAAUUGCUGCGCAUAAAUCAAAAGAUUUUCCUACCGUAGGAAGCCACUACAUCCCAGCCCACUUUUCCCCAACAUCCCCAUUGGUGAGCCUGUUACUAUUUCUGAUUUCCAUCAGCAGUCCUAUUUAUUUAUUAUUUAGAAGAUGGACCAUCUUGAGAUGCAAUUGGAGGCUUCAUUGUUUCCACAUCAAGGCCACUUUGGAACUGGGUCCAAUGCACCUAGUUCUAUAGGAUAUAGUUAACCGAUCUGAUUCUUUUCAGGGUAUAUACUAGGUAUGGUAAAAAUAAAUUUAUAUAUAAAGUUUCAUCUAGAUAGCUUGAAGACUGAGGGAGUUAUGAAGAUAAAACUAGUGUCCGCGGACACACGGACACACGGACACUAGAUAAACAGACUUUCGGGGAACUAGUCUUCUCUAUCUCCUAGAAAACUACAACACCCACGUCCAGAGUAUAAUAAAAUCCAAAAAAAUAAAUAAAAUAAAAAUAAAAUAAAAUACACAUAAAAAAAAACAGAGAUACUUCGUUGGAACUGCGAAUGGAAAAGACAACAACAGCUGUUUUCUGCGACUUGAUUACCGGAAGUUUUGCAAUAAAAAUGUGCAAAAAAUAAGAAGAAAAAAAUGUGCAACGACCAUGACAGAAUCAUAAACAAGAUAUAGCAUCUAGCCCCGAUUUAAGGCCACACCUCCCCCAUCACGUGUUGGGGGUGUUGUCAUCAUUAAUGGAAAUCGUUUAAAGACCCCUGAUGGAUGUGUUAUUUAUUCUUUUUUUUAUGACUGUCGAGAGCUCCUCCGGGGUCUUCAUUUAACAAUUUAGUGACUGAUGUGCUAUGGGACUCUGGACUGGACCGACAUUAUUCCAAUAAAGCAUUUAAGCAAUAAUUCAAUGCAUCACUCUGGCAAUUAUUAAACAAAUUUCAUGUUUAUCAAAAGUAUAAACACAACAUUGUUGGUCGAAAUUUAUCACCACUUAGGGCCUCAACGGGUUUCGUUAUCCAAAUGCUAAUGAAUUGUAUCAUCAAUGGGGUUUUGGGGGGUUUAUUAUUUAAUUUAUCAGGGGUUUAGUUCAGAGUACUCAUUCAAGUACCCAAUUUUUGAUAAAAAAAAUAUUUAAGAAAUUAAAUAAAAAACUAAGAGAAUCAGAAACCAUUUCAAACGAACAUUGCAUGUUGCACUCAUAGGGGCCAGGGAUUUUAAUUAUUAAAAAAAAAGAAAUAGUAAGAAAUAAAAUAAAAAAUAAGUAAGGUUUAAUAAUUUAUAUAAAAAAUAGUUGGAAUUUAAAUUUAAAAAAAUAGAAGAAAAUCAGAAGCCAUUUAAGACGAGCAUUGCAUAUUGCACUCUGAAGGACCAUACCUUUAAAUUUUUUAAAAAAUAAAUAUUUAAAUAAAAAAGAAAAUCAGUUGAAGAGUCCCGGAUCGAAUCAAUUUAAGCCGAUUGCUUGAAAUUAAUUUAAUUACUUUAAUAAAAGAUGAUAAGAAAUUAAAUAAAAAAAUAAAGAAAAAAAUCAGAGUCUAGGGGCCAUGGCUUUAAUUAUUUAAAUAAAAAAAAAUAAGAAAUUAAAUUUAAGAAAAGGAGAAAAUCAGCUGGAGAGUCCAGGGUCGAAUCAGUUUAAACGAUUGCUUGAAAUUUGUUUUUUUUUUAAAUUAAUUAAAUAAAUAAAAAAAAGGAGAAAAUCAGAAGCCACUUACAGCGAACAUUGCAUAUUGCAUGCGAGAGACCAUUAUUAAAAAUUAUUAAAAAAAAAUUAAAAUAAAAUAAGAAAACCAGCUGGAGAGACCCGGAUCAAAUCAGUUUAAGGCGAUUGCUCGAAAUAAAUUAAAAAAUAAAAAAAUAAAUAAGAAAAUCAGAAUUAUUUGGAGGGCAUUUGGACUGCAAGUUGUUUUUAAACCACAGACAAGCCUCAAUAUUUAGAUAUUAAAGAAAUAAAAUAAAAAUAAAAUCAGAAAAUGAGAACUAACCAGUCUGGCCCCAGUUUUAUUUAUUUUUUGUUGGGGCUUCUAGACCUCUCUGCUCUGGUCUGGUCCAAGAGCCAGUCCGCGAACAGUGUCUACUGGACUAACCCUUUAAGCCCCACACUAAUUAUACUUGGGCUUUUUGCAAAUCCCACAGUUAGUGGGAUUUCUAGUCCGGUCAAAAAUUGUAUGGUCAAAAUAAAAAAAAAAAUUAUGAAUAAAAAUGACUUUUGCAGAAUGCGGACCAAGUCUAGGAGCAGCUCAUUAAACUCCAAAAAAAAGGAGAAAUAAAAAUAUUUAAAAGAAAAUAACCAGACCGUGUAUGUAUCAGACCUAUAAAGGCCAUUUAAAAUAUUUGUAAAAUAAAAUAAAAAUAGAAAAUAUUAAAAGCUAAAAUAUUUAAAUUAAAAGUGAGUUUUCCAAGACGAACCUAUUUGUUCGCCUUGAGGACGAAAACUGACUUCUGCUUGUGAUUUCUUCCAAAAGAAAACUAUUUCAGGGAGAAAAUACCCUAACGCUUAACUUCUAAUAUUUUUAUGGUAUAUUUUCAUAUAGUGCUUUGGGCACACUUGACUUUAAAAGCAAAGAAAAAGCAGCCACACUGCUGAAAUUUAAACUUUCAAGUGCUUACGAAACUUAAACUAUCAUUUAUCACCUAAAAAAACAAAAACUAAUUUAAGGAAAAUGAUGCAAGAACUUAAUUUAAGAGAUUUUUCAUCUAAAAUAAUGUUUAUAUUUCGCCAAAGAACAUGUUCGUGUUGCGGGACAUUGAGUUCCUUCCCAUUCCACGAGAGCCACAUCCUUUUCCCAGGACUCAUUCAUUCAGGGCUUUAUGGCUCUGCCAAUGAAAGGACACAUUCUCCAAGGACCCAGGACAUGGCUAUCCUUUUGUUUUUUUUUUUUUUUGUUGCUUUACUGGCCACUCUAUUAUUUAUUUAUUGAAAGUUGGCUUGGUCCUUUUGCUGCUUGGUCGCCUCUAUUGUGUGACAAAUGAAUUUGGGUCAAAAGUUGUUCAAAUUAUAAAAAAAAAAAAAAAAAUAGAAGAGAAUCCAUGGGAUGUCAAAGGUCCUGCCAAAGGAUUCGUCUCGCCUUUUGGCUCACCUCUUUCAAAUGACAUUCAACUGGUGAAGUGUUGUGCUCUGAAAUUGCACUUUUAUUUCCCUUCACGUGACACCCCGAAAAAUGUUACAAAAGAUUUACGCCCAAGGAAGCCUCAACACCAUUUUCCACAUCCUCCUCCUCCUCCUCCUCAUCCUCCUCCACAUCCACUUCCGGUUCCGGUUUCUCAACCAACCACAAAAAAAAAAAAACCCUUCAACUUUGCGGGCAAUACCAUUAUUUUUUUUUUAUUUUGCAGUUUUUUGGUUUGAGUAAUGGAUUAGAUUUUUACUCACUUGCUUUUUUGGUUUUAUUUUUUUUUUUUUGAGAGAGAUGAGCUUACCCCCUAUCCCCAUGGAUAGUGUACGUUUUUUAUGGCCCUUUUUUUUUGGUUUAAAAGAAAGGACUUUCAUGGCAAGAAGGUGGCAGUCUUGGGGGUCUUUCUUAAAGUUUCCUUAGACUUACCUUUUGGAAAGUAUUUGCAAAAAAAAAGAUAGUAGUUCCCUGGAAUUUGUGUCAUUUAUUUGAAAAUUAACAAAAGUUGUAGUAAGUAAAGAGCGAAAGUAAUAUCACUUUCCUGUGUCCUUUUCGAAGACAGGACCAAUAUGUUGACCAAUAUGAUGGCCCGAACCGCGGCCCUCUCGAUGGCCGUUUACAUGAGCAGUCGGGCCGGGAUUUGGGGCCAAACGGAGGAGUCGCAUCGCUUGUGCCGCCAAAUUGGCCAAAAACUGGAGCCAUUGAGUGCCCAGAUCCGGCAGCGCCUCCUCCCAUCCGAUGUGGCCGAAAUGGGCGUGGCCCAAUUGGCCAAAACCUACUACAAUCUGGGGGUCAAAGGUGGCUUCCAGUUCAUCCGGAAUCUGCCCACUCACUCCAUCAAUCUCAUCGAAUGGACCAAGGAGACCAGUUCGAAGUUGGCGGGGAAACCGAAACUGAAAACUAAAGAAACACGAGAGGAUAUGAUGGCGGAGGUGUUCGGUUCGAUGAGAACACCCCCUAAGGAUCAAAAAUACGAGGGAACUACGGUCAAGGUUACGGCUGGGGCGGACAUCACAGGACCUCCGAUCGAAGACGACGAGGGACGCCAUCAAAUCUUUUUAAUUAAAAAACAGGAAAAGUAGUAUUAAGAGGGCUUCUUGUUGAAAUUACAAAAUUAUACAUUUCACCAAAAAAUAAUGGGAUUUGAAGUGGAAA